GGUGUUAUAAUGGCUGUGUUGACCAUUCCCCUUCUCGCGGCUGCGACACUGCUCGUGUGCAUCAUCGUUAUCAGACGCCUGCGGUCGCCGCUGGCCUCGCUUCCGGGUCCGAGACUCGGCCUACUGACCUCAUGGCCACUCAAGUAUCACGAACUGCGCGGCAAACGUACGCAGUAUGUGCACGAGCUGCACCAAAAAUAUGGCAACGCAGUUCGAAUUGCGCCCAAUGAGGUUGUCUUUUCGUCUCUCGAGGCCAUGAAAGAAAUUUACCUUUCCAAGGGUAGCGGCUACGACAAGUCAUAUUUUUACCAUCUGUUCUCAGAAUUUGGACUCCGCACAAUGUUCUCGACCAAAGAAAAAGACCCCCACAGCAAGCGCAGACGAAUUAUUGCAGAUCGCUACGCGAAUUCCAACGUCAUGCGCGAUGGCUCCCUCCACGGUCUUGAAGAAAGAUCGCGGAACUUCAUGAAGAGAUGCAGCACACUCCCUAACCAGGAGAUGGAUGUCUACGUUUACCUCCAUUGCUAUGCCUUCGACUGCGUUACACAUCACCUUUUCCACCCACAUGGCAGCGACUCUAUUCUUCGGCACUCGGAUGAAGAAAUUAUGCGAGAGGUCUCCUUCGGCGGCAACCUUGCUAAGCGACUCCUUGGCCUAUAUAGCCCGGCUCUAGGCACCAUUAUUAACUCGGACAUCUUUGGCAAGGCGCGCGGCACUCCCCUCUCCGAGAGACUGGUGCUCAACGGUGUAAAGACGGGCGGUGUUGCCGAUUUCACCCUCGUUAGCCGCCUGGAAGAAGAAAAAUUCGGAUUGGGACCUAUUGACAUUGCCUCCGAGUGCAUGGAUCACAUGAUUGCUGGCAUUGAAACUACCGGUGACGCACUCUGCUUCUUGAUGUGGCAGCUAUCGCAGCCAGGGUACGAAAAGAUUCAGGAGCGACUCAAAGCCGAAUUCAAGGACAACGAGGGCGUGUCGUUUGAGCAGCUUCCUUACCUUGAAGCAGUAGUGAAGGAGGGUUUAAGGAUGUUUCCGUCCAUUCCGAUGAGUUUGCCCAGAUGUGUUCCCACAGGAGGUAGGCAUGUGGAUGGAUACUGGCUGCCCCAAGGGACAACCGUGAGCUGCCAGCCGUACUCCAUGCACCGAAUGGAUGAGGAGUCGUUCCCAAACCCUGAUGUUUUUGACCCAGAGAGAUGGCUAGAGCAGAAGGGUCUGGCGGAGAGGAACCGGCUGUUCUUUGCCUUUUCGAACGGCGGGCGGGGAUGCAUUGGUCGACACUUGGCAACGGCUGAGAUGAAGAUUCUCCUCCGCGAUAUUUACUCCAAGUACCAGACGGUGCCAGCGGAAGGUAUGGCGGCCGACAUGAGUAUGGACGACCAGGUCUUCACGUCAAGGCCGAAGGACCAGAAAUGCAUUCUUAAGUUCGUGGAUUGGAAAUGAGCACUCGGUUAUGGCGAUGGACUGGGAAGUUUUUAGUUUCCCGUACUCGGAUAGACUGGAAGAUGUAUUGUCUGUAGCAUAUAAAGUACACAAAGCAAUCUUGGCCUCAUCAUCGAGAAUUCG
Messenger RNA from Ilyonectria robusta, 1560 nucleotides. RefSeq names its product cytochrome P450. Bases 10 to 1437 code for a protein of 475 amino acids. The transcript is spliced from 6 exons. Gene Ontology annotation, molecular function: monooxygenase activity; oxidoreductase activity, acting on paired donors, with incorporation or reduction of molecular oxygen; iron ion binding. The record is from RefSeq and is a predicted model, not a curated record. NCBI's taxonomy places the organism in Eukaryota, Fungi, Ascomycota, Sordariomycetes, Hypocreales, Nectriaceae.